Molecule: messenger RNA, 1418 nt
Organism: Melitaea cinxia (Glanville fritillary)
Lineage: Eukaryota; Metazoa; Arthropoda; Insecta; Lepidoptera; Nymphalidae
Gene: Nup44A
Product: nucleoporin SEH1
Exons: 9
Coding region: 1-1131 (376 amino acids)
Biological process (GO): cellular response to amino acid starvation; positive regulation of TORC1 signaling
Cellular component (GO): Seh1-associated complex; nuclear pore outer ring
Molecular function (GO): protein binding; structural molecule activity
Source: RefSeq, a predicted model, not a curated record
AUGGGUGAUUUAGCGACCAAUAAUUUUUUCGAAUCUCAGACUAUCGUUGCGGAUCACAAAGAUCUCAUCCACGAUGUCGCGUACGACUUCUACGGUGAAAGAAUGGCCACUUGUUCGAGUGACCAAUACGUAAAGGUUUGGGAUACGGACGGUCAAGGAGGCUGGAGGCUAACGGCCAGCUGGAAAGCUCAUCAUGGCUCCGUGUGGAAGGUUACCUGGGCACAUCCAGAAUUUGGUCAAGUACUAGCUACUUGCUCCUUUGACAGAACGGCUGCUAUUUGGGAAGAAGUCGGAGACACUACAGCAUCAGGUGCAGAGAAAGGUCUUCGGACAUGGGUAAAGAGAUCCAACCUGGUAGACUCCAGAACAUCAGUGACAGACGUCAAAUUUGGGCCCAAACAUUUAGGACUGCUACUUGUGACAUGCUCCGCUGAUGGUAUUAUAAGAAUAUACGAAGCACCCGAUGUAAUGAAUUUAGCACAAUGGACACUGCAACAUGAAAUACCAACUAAAGUUUCAAUUAGUUGCUUAUCAUGGAACCCGUCGUUGUCAAGAAGUAACUCAAACCCUCCGAUGCUGGCUGUCGGCAGCGAUGAACCUAAUAAUGUAAAUGCUACGGGUACUCAAAGUGACAAAGUUGCUAACAAUGAAAAAGUAUUUAUAUAUGAAUACAGUGAAUCAUCACGUCGAUGGACGAGGACCGAAUGUUUAUCAUCGGUAGUUGAACCGGUGAAUGACCUAGCGUUUGCACCAAACCUAGGACGAUCUUUCCACCUCCUGGCCGUAGCUACUAAGGAUGUUAGGAUCAUCAAAAUUGAGCCACUGCCAGAGUCAUCAAGUGCAACUAACGGUGGUGGUGUCCGGUUCAAAACAGAAGUGUUGGCAGCUUUCGAUGACCAUCAUUCGUGUGUAUGGAGAGUGGCCUGGAACGUCACUGGCACACUACUGGCUUCCUCCGGGGAUGACUGCUGCGUACGCUUGUGGAAGAUGCAAUACAUGAACCAAUGGAAAGGCGUAGCCGUGUUUAAGAGCGACGCAGCGAGCAGCGAGUCCACAGCACCGGCGCGAGCCCACACCACCUACACGCGCCUCGCCGCCAUGGCCAACCCCGCGCACAUGCCCUUCCACUGACAGCGGCAUGACGCGGUUGAACCGUCGCAUAGAAGAAAUGUGAGAAUGUUUAUCAGCAUAGACUGAAAUUGACCGGUUAUGUGUGUACAUUUGAUUGAUUUCAUACAUUUUUUUUAAAUAUUGUUUUACGAGUGAAAUUAAAACAUUGUUACAGUUUCAUCCUGUAUGGAUGAACUUUAAAAUUAUUACCACAGUUAAGCUUAUUCCAAUGCAGUAAUGGUUACUUAUAAAUUUGUAUAUAUUAUAUAUGUAAGACUAAAAUAAAAUAAAAUAAAAUUUUGAUGAUA